Pseudo-nitzschia multistriata is the source of this 1864-nucleotide messenger RNA. The record is from the annotation of a GenBank genome assembly. Lineage: Eukaryota; Bacillariophyta; Bacillariophyceae; Bacillariales; Bacillariaceae.
CACAUCCGUUACAAUAUCUUUGACAACGACAUCAAGAGAUUYCGACAAACAAGAUAGUGCGGCACUUCACAUAAGACCAAACAAUUCAACAAUUCACAAUGCGUUUCUCCACAGCAAUCGCCUUUGUCGCCGCGGCWACUUUGUCGUCCAGUAACGCCUUUGCUCCYGUUCAGCAACACCGCCGAUCCACUCUUGCCCCUCUCGCGGCAACCGUMUCCGCCCCCGCGGACACCUCCGUCUUUUUGACGGCGGAGACCGCCAAGGCUUGCACCGACCUUGCCGGGAGCCCCACCUUUGCCUAUUCCCUCGAUAAACUCCAGGAAUCCGCCGAUGCCUGCCUGGCCUUCCCCAACGCCUACGGAUUGACCGUCCGAUACGCCAUGAAGGCCUGCCCCAACUCGGCGAUCCUCAAGUUUUUCUCGUCGAAGGGCAUCCACAUCGAUGCGUCUUCGGGAUUCGAGGUCAAGCGCGCCAUGGACGCCGGAAUUCCKGCCGAGAACAUCAGUCUCAGUACGCAGGAGCUCCCCGCAAACUUUGCCGAUUUGAUCAAGUUGGGUGUCAAGAUCAAUGCAUGGUAAGCGCAAGUCUUGAUUGUCUCUUUCGCAAAGAAGCAAAAGGGAGGGCAAAAGCAGAUUAGCCCUAAUCACAAUUAUUGGCCCUCGAAUAUUUUUCAUGUCUGCAUGGUGCACGAAGGACGAAAGAAAAAAAACAUCUUUAUUUUGUCACAAAUAAACCAUGUCGACCCGAAAAUUCUUUCCGAGAAAAUAUUUUGCGUUUGCAUGCAYUGCUGGAAUUCUGAUUAUUUUUGUUCUCUUUGUUUCUAGCUCCAUCUCCCAAGUUGAACGCAUUGGUAAGGCCUUCGAAGGAACCGGCCAAAAGGUUGGAAUUCGUGUYAACCCCGGAACCGGUUCCGGAGGAUUUUCGUCGUCGACUUCUGGGUUCUCCAAAACCAAUGUCGGUGGACCAGCCUCCUCCUUCGGAAUUUGGUUUGGCUUCAUCGAAGACGGAACCGUUCCGGACAUUGUUGCCAAAUACGGUCUCACAGUAGAGCGAAUCCACACACACAUUGGAUCGGGCAGUGACCCCGCCGUCUGGCAGCAGGUCGCAUCCAAAUCGUUGUCCUUCUGCAAGGUUUGGUCGACCGUCGAAAGACUGAACCUCGGAGGUGGAUACAAGGUCGGACGUGUAGAGGGCGAGGUCACGACCGAUCUGCAAAAGAUUGGAGGACCCGUUGCGGACGCAUUCCGUGACUUUGCCAAAGAAAACGGCCGAGAAUUGCAUUUGGAAAUCGAGCCCGGAACCUAUUUGGUCGCGAUGAGUGGAGCCUUGGUUUCUACCAUCCAGGACAAGGUGGAGACAACUGGUGACGAUGGCCRCACCUUUUUGAAACUCGAUUCGGGUAUGACCGACGUCCUCCGUCCUUCUCUGUACGGAGCUAUUCACCCGAUGACCAUCCUUCCCGCAUCCGGAAAAUCGGAAGACAUUGGAUCCGAAACCGAAGACGUCAUUGUCGUUGGACAUUGCUGUGAGAGUGGAGAUUUGAUGACACCUAAGCCAGGUGAGCCCGAAGAUUUGGCAGAACGAACUCUGCGAAAGGCCGAGAUCGGAGAUUUACUCGUCAUGGAUGGGAGCGGUGCCUACUGCGCUGGAAUGAGCACCAAGAACUACAAUUCCUUCCCCGAAGCACCGGAAGUUCUGGUGGACUUCGACGGCAAACCACACAUUAUCAGAAAACGUCAACCAUUAGAAGAGAUCUACAAGAACGAAAUGGAUGUUCCAGAGGGAAUCUACUAAAUAUGGAGGAAAACAAUAAUAGAAUGAUGCACGAUCCAUCCAAGGGAAAGAAUAACUAGAUUAAUCAUUG